Molecule: messenger RNA, 1023 nt
Organism: Phytophthora nicotianae INRA-310
Lineage: Eukaryota; Oomycota; Peronosporomycetes; Peronosporales; Peronosporaceae
Exons: 3
Coding region: 1-1023 (340 amino acids)
Source: RefSeq, a predicted model, not a curated record
AUGGCUAAGAAGUCUAAGGGCGGUAAGAACAAGACGCCCACGUCCACGCCCACACCGACGUCCACCAAGAAGGUGGAUGGUGGUCCGGAUCAGGAGCCGCCGGCCACGGACGAGCAGGCGACGGCGGUCAAGGAACAGCACCGUCGUGCCAGCGAGAAGAUCGAUCACCUUUUGGAGGCACGACCUGACGCCGAGGAGCUGGAGCAACGCAAUGUGCUGCCCACAGCCUCCCCUAACGUCGCACCCACGCUGCAGGGAGUACAGAAGGAACUACAACGCAAGAUGAGUGCGGCUGAGCUGGCGCAUCGCCUCGAGAGCCGCCCGGACGUGCAGGAGCUGCGUGAUCUGGACAUCAUACACGGCGGAGACGGCGUGGCACCCAGUCUGCAGGCCACACAGGAGAAACUGCAGCGCCAGAUCAACUCGGACAAGGUACACCAACAUCUGACCAAACGUCCGUCCAUCGAGGAGCUCCGCACUACGGGUGUGCUUGAGACGAGCGCCGAGUUGGCCCCUAGUCUCACAGCCACCGCCAAGAAGCUGGAGCGCAACUUGGUGCAAAACCAGGUGUCGCACUUGCUUGAGUCGCGGCCCGAGAAGGACGAGCUCGUCUCGCACAACAUCCUGGAAGAUCAGGACGCGGCGGUGGCGCCUGUGCUACAAGGAGCCAAGCAUCAACUCGAGCGCCAGUUGAAAGCGGACCAAAUCGCGCGCCAAUUGCGCCACCGACCGUCUGUGACGGAGUUGGAGGAGAAGGGAAUCAUUGACGAGGGCGAACUGGGCGAGGACGGACUGCAGAAGAAACGCUCGCUCUCGCAGCGUGCACGCUACGCUUUGGCACUCAAAGCAGCCAGUCGCAUAGCAGCAGACAAGUUGAUCUCAGCAGAGGAGAAAGCGCGUCUGAAGGAUUUGAUUUUGAGCGACGACGAGAAGGUCGUAGCUGCCCUCGAGUGCUACGAACUGGAUGAAGAUAUCGAGGAAAUGCUGGACACACUGUACCGCGUCGCCAAGGUGUCGACGUGA